Stylophora pistillata is the source of this 4190-nucleotide messenger RNA. Its product is annotated as prestin. Lineage: Eukaryota; Metazoa; Cnidaria; Anthozoa; Scleractinia; Pocilloporidae. Gene Ontology annotation, biological process: transmembrane transport. The record is from RefSeq and is a predicted model, not a curated record. Gene Ontology annotation, cellular component: membrane.
UGGAAUAAUUGUUAAUUAUACAAUCUCGAGAAAGGAGGUUUCUUCACACACUUUGAUUCUGUCCGUCAACCCCACAACAAGUUCCUAUUUCGAAAGGCGGAACAUUGGCAGUUCUGAUAGCUUGAGGAUACUAAAUAGGAAAUCACCCAGAGUUUUCCCAAUUGACAAAAAUUACGGUCGAUAUUUUCGGGAUUAAAAAUGCUUGAUAUCUAAGGAGAAAGGUGAGAAUGUGCUUACAUAGUAAUAGAGGCAAAAACCCUUGUCGCGCGCAUGCCAGUGACGCCUCCUCUAUCGGAAAACAGUUCAAGGUGAUAACGCACGCGUGUGGAGUAGAGUAAUCUAUCUAGUGAUCUUUUGGGACGCAAAAGUUUAGACAAGUCAGCGAUAGAUUUUUUGUUUACUGCUACACACAGUAGAUGGCCGCUCCGAAGAUUGACAGCUGUACAGUUUACGUUUCCUUCAGUUUCAUGAUCAGCUAAUAUGUUCCUUCGACUUCUUUGGCUCGAAGAUGCUGUAAACUAACCAGUUAGGAACACUCGCCUUAAGUAUACAGAAGACAAAUGUGUGGAACGUAAAAAUGCUGUGGGAACAAGUGAAAUCGUGCAAGGAUAUUCGUGCAGAGAAAACAGGAUGCGAGAGCUUACCUCACCGGCUCGCGAUAUUUCGUCAGCUGUUUAACCUGUCGAUCAUCAGCGAGUUGUUUUGAAACAAAAUCUUUAAAAUUUAUGAAAAGUGAACUGAAAGUCACACAUCAAGGACUAUGAAGGAUUUAGGAGAAUCGGAAUGUCCGCCGUUGAUAACUCGUCAACGCCGAAGACGAUACAGAAUCAAUUUGUCUCGACAUGUUUACAAUGAACAAGAAUUCACUGAGUCGUUUAUCAAUCAAGAGGAAUACACAGCGAGCUCUGAAUUUGAACCCUCUUCCUUUGCAAAAACAUUAAGGCGAAAUUUCCUGCCAUCUAGAUGUACGUGUAAAGAAAUCUUACAAUCAUGGUUUCCCAUAGUGGAAUGGCUACCAGCGUAUAAUGUUCGGCGUGACUUAGCGCACGAUAUAGCAGGAGGGAUAACCGUGGCGAUCAUGCAUAUUCCUCAAGGUCUGGCAUAUGCAUUGCUAGCAUCACUUCCAGCUGUUACAGGACUGUACACAGCUUUUGUUCCUAUUCUUGUUUAUAUGGCAAUGGGGACAUCCAGGCAUAUAUCUUUAGGAACAUUUGCUGUGGUUUGUCUAAUGGUUGGUCACGUUGUUGACAGAGAAGUAGAGCAUUCUUUGUCACCCACGCCAACAGCACCAGCUACUACCAACCAGCCCCCUGGUGGCUCAACUGGUGUAGUAUUACAGAAUUCAAUUUAUAAGCAUGAGUCUGAUGGCAGUUCGCUGGAUGAACAGGACUUGCUGGAUGAAAAGAAGUUAGAAGUUGCCGUGGCACUUUCAAUGCUUGUUGGUCUUCUACAGCUUUUAAUGGGUCUAUUCAAGCUUGGUUUUGUGGCAGUUUAUUUAUCUGAUCCUAUCAUUAGCGGUUUCACAACUGGUGCAGCAAUUCUGGUUUUCACCAGUCAGGUGAAACACAUCCUGGGAUUAGAGGUUCCACGAUAUUCUGGAGCAUUCGCUGUAGUUAAGACCUAUUUAUUUAUGUUCAAGAAUAUUACUCUUUCUGUACCAGGAUCAGUUAUCACUGGGGUUGUCUGUAUCCUGAUCCUGAUUGCUCUGAAGUACAUCAGUGAGAAGCUGAAGCACAAAAUGAAAUUUCCUAUACCAGCUGAAUUAAUAGUGGUUGUUCUCGGGACAGUGGUGUCCUAUUUUGUUGGAUUAAAUGAAAAAUUUCAAGUUUCAGUUCUGCAUGACAUUCCUAAGGGGUUACGAGUACCAUCUGCUCCGUCUUUCAUGCUAAUGGGCAAUAUCGUGACAGAUGCCAUAGUGAUCUCCAUUGUUAUAUUUGCUACAAACAUAUCUUUGGCCAAAACAUUUGCCAAGAGGAAUAAUUAUGUAAUUGAUUCCAAUCAGGAACUGAUUGCUUGUGGAUCUGCAAAUGUACUUGGUUCCUUUUUUUCUUGUUUCCCUGUGAGUGGUUCACUUUCCAGGUCAGUGAUUCAAGAGAGCAUUGCAAGAACACAGCUCUGCAGCAUCCCAGUUGUUGUAGUCAUUAUCAUGGUGUUGCUUUUUAUAGCACCUCUUUUCUAUCACUUGCCAAAGGCGAUACUGGCUGCUGUAGUAGUUGUUGCACUAAAGGGGUUGUUUCGACAGUUUAGCAGACUGGUACAGUUGUGGAGAAUGUGUAAGCCUGAUGCUGUUGUUUGGUUUGCUGCUUGGUUAGGAGUGGUACUGCUUGGUAUUGACAUUGGAUUAGGAGUUGGUGUCAUCAUGGCAUUGUUAGUGGUAAUCUGGAAGUCAUCCAGACCUCCUGCUUCCCUUCUUGGUCAGAUACCCAACACUGGAAUUUACAGAGACAUCCAAAGGAUACCUUCAGCACAGCCAAUUCCUGGAAUAAAAAUUUUCAGAUUUGAGUCUGCUAUGUUUUACGCCAAUUCAGAAUACUUUCGGAGCACUUUGAUAGAAAUGACUGGAGUUGAUCCACAGAAUCCAAACAAACGCAGCCGCCUCGGUAGCUCAGCAGUGCGCUAUAGACACCGUGAGGAGGAUACUGGGGGCCCGGCAAUAGAAAUAACAAGGACUGUUGCUGUUUCAAUAAACAGGGCUGUGGAGAAUGGGGAUGUGGAGGUUUCGCUUAAUGAUCUUGGUAAUCAGCGGAGUCCCUCAGGAUACGAUCCAAUCCCUACUCAUGCCAUCAUAAUUGACGCUAGCACUUUCAAUUUUAUUGACACCCAAGGUGUGAACACUCUGUUGCAGCUUGGUGUAGAAUAUGAAAAGAUUGGAGUAAAAUUCUAUUUGGCGCACUGUCGAUAUCACAUACGAGAAAUGUUAGAGAAAGCUGGCUUUACAGCAAGAAUAGGAACAGAACAUUUGUUUGUGUCUGUACAUGACGCAGUGACACACGCUGUUGGAAUUCACUCUGAGGAUGCUUCCUAUUCGUCUCCUGUGAUGAGCGACACUGAAUCAGCAUUGGGGGCUGGACCUUCUAAUCAACAGGUAGAAGAAUGAAUUACACUCGACGAUUUGAAAUGACUUGUGAAGCUAAUCGAAGAACAUAAGAAAUCCCACACAAGGGAUUUUAACUCAUUUACUAUUUUGCAACAUGUAGAUACCCAGAAGACGAUUUCAAUCAUAACAAACGAAGAGUGUCCGAUUUUUAUUUCUCAGAAUAUUUCCAGUGAAAUGAAUGAAUUUGCCAUCUAGCUGAGAUAUCAAAACCUCUCACAUAAGACGGUUUUUUUUUUUCCUGAGUUUAAAGUUCUACUCAUUUUACGAGAUAUAUUCUUUUUUCACAUUUUCACUCGCGUGGUAAGCAGUCAUAUGAAUUUAUUGAAACAAAAGCUCGAAAAUUUAGCUCCAGCGGGUUUAUAAUUUCGCUUGAACUCGGACGUUGAUUUAAAAGGAAAAUGGAAGGUUUGCACACAGGAUAGAACCAGUCAAUUAUAACUAGGAGUGACUGGCUUCUAAUUUCUCCAUACAGUGUCACCCUUGAAUCAAAGAUAAAGCUCAUGAGAAUAAAGGAAAUGAUCACUAAUUUUAGAAGCUGCUGAUCAUCAAACAAAUUCCCUUUGUCAGUAGCACAGGAAAUGUGAAAGAAAUACUGUAGAGAAUUUGAAAACUAAUGUUAGGGUGAAGCGUUGAGAGAGAAAAGUGCAAGGACUAUUAGGACGAAACCACCGUGUGCAUAGCCUUGGGUAGAUAGCGCACUGUGUUAACCCGGACACCCUAACAUCAGUAUGUAAUUUCUCCCAACUGUUCUCCUUACAUUUUCUCUGGUACUUUUAAGGAGAAUUUAUCCUGCAAUCAAGAGCUUCUUGGAGAUCCUGAUUCAUAUCUUUCAUUAUCAUGACUUUCAUGUUUGAUUCAAUGGGUGAUACUGCUGGCAGAAAUCAGAUGCGUAUCACUUUUAUAACCAACGUAAAGCGCGCGCUCUGAUUGGUUAAUGCAGCGUCCACCGUUUGCCCAUGGGUGUGCGCUGCUGACGUGAGCAAAUGCACGGAUUGGUUUUUCGUGCGCGCUUGUUUAUUCUGGUCACGUAAGAUUUGUUACAUAAAAGAAAACUCUUUUGCUACAAUAUAUCAAUGUUAUGUUGUAAAACAGA